AUGAGGACUCUAAAUUUUAAUUUCCCCCCACUAUUAUCUUUUUCCCUCUUCCUCUUUCUUUCUUACAGCCGAAACGUUCAACCAGCCGCGUGCGACCAUCACCACCACCUCUCACUCCUUACCCUCUCCCUUUCUCUCAGCCUUUCAUCCACUCCCUCUCCAUGUCUUAUUCUUCUCCUCUCUUGCACGAAUGGCAGGCCUCACAAACGAAGGGUCGAAGGGGUGACUGAUGAACGACAGAGGUCAAAGGGGGCUCACGAACCAAAGGUAGUGGAGGACGGACGACGGCGAGUCCAAGGGUCACGAACCGAAGGGUCGAAGGGGUGGAGGUGUGUCUCAUGGUGGCUCAUUAGUUUGGCUCAGGAGCAUAUUCGCAAGGUCUUCUGGGGAAUCAAGAGACUUAUGACUUCAAAUUUUGUGAGACAAGUUGCAGGUUGCUGCUUCACUAACAAGGAAGGUGAUGCUCAUAUACCCAAUUACCCCAACUUGCCACCACAGUUAAUUUGUCAGCUUCACAUUGUGACUAUGCAUGGCUGGAUUAAAUUACUAAAAGAUACGGUGUUGCAAUUUUAAAGUGUGGCCAACCUUAAAGGUUCUACCAUUAUAGAUAGCAAGAAGGAAGCCAUCUUUUUGGAUUUGUUGGAAGCCAAAAGCAAAAUCUCCAGAUGGAGAUUGCCAUGACUCAUUUUUGGUAAGUUGCGCAGUGAGUGAUGAACCCAAAGAUAUGUUCCUUUGAGUUUGAUCAACACUAAUAGUGCUGCUGAUAGAGGAGAGCAGCAUCAAUAUAAAUAAGCUAAGAUAUAUUGUAUGUGAAGUAGUACUCAUUUUUGUGUUCUAAUGUAAUGGAAGUAUAAGAAAAACUACACAUCUACCUACAUAUAUAUAUAUUAUAUUUGUGUUGGUAAUUCCAUACUUAAUAAUGGUGACUACUUAAUUUCAAAAUCUCAGAAGAAGAAAAGUCUAUUUAUUUAAUAUGGCUUUGAUUUUUGGUGCCCUGUUUUUCUAUGUUAAUAAAUGUCCAUGUGGACUUUGAACA
Molecule: messenger RNA, 1036 nt
Organism: Humulus lupulus (European hop)
Lineage: Eukaryota; Viridiplantae; Streptophyta; Magnoliopsida; Rosales; Cannabaceae
Exons: 7
Coding region: 1-573 (190 amino acids)
Source: RefSeq, a predicted model, not a curated record